Molecule: messenger RNA, 3424 nt
Organism: Electrophorus electricus (electric eel)
Lineage: Eukaryota; Metazoa; Chordata; Actinopteri; Gymnotiformes; Gymnotidae
Gene: ptk2ba
Product: protein tyrosine kinase 2 beta, a
Biological process (GO): signal complex assembly; protein phosphorylation
Cellular component (GO): focal adhesion; cytoskeleton
Molecular function (GO): protein tyrosine kinase activity; ATP binding
Source: RefSeq, a predicted model, not a curated record
CUGCCAUCAACCUGCUGUUUGGGUAGACUCCGUAUUUUAGAACCCCUCACCCAAGAAGAAGUCGAAGAAGAAAUUUUCUAACAAAACAGCGUUGAACAGGAUUGAUGUUGAGAUGCAGAAGCCUCUAUUAUGACAGCCUAUGUGGAGAUGUCUGGGGACAGCAGAACACUGAGUGCACAGGCACCGACUGGUGGCCAGCAGCAGGAGCUGAGGGGUCACCCCAACGUGCCUAGCGAGGAAUCAAGCACAGUAAAGAUUCUCAAAGUGUGUUUCAUAAGCAACAGCUCCAACCUGGGCAAGAACUUUAAACUGGUCAAAUGUGACAGUUCGUGGGAAGUCAGGGACAUAAUUAAAUCCAUAUUGGAUAGUGGACGACUUGGACCAAACAUCAAGUAUGCUGGCUGCUAUGGAUUACGACUGAAACACCUCAAAUCAGAGGAAGUGCACUGGCUCCAUUCUUGCCUGACAGUGGGGGAGAUGGAGAAGAAGUAUGAACAGCAGCAUGUUGAGGCAGAGUGGAGAUAUGAUCUGAGGAUCCGGUACAUCCCCACUGAUUUCUUGGAGAAAUUCAAAGAAGACAAAACAACCUUGCUCUAUUUCUACCAACAGAUCCGUAGUGACUACAUGCAGCACUGUGCCAGCAAAGUCAGUGAUGGCAUGGCCUUGCAGCUGGGCUGCCUGGAGAUCAGGAGAUUUUGUAAAGAUAUGAAUGCCAAUGGAUUGGAGAAAAAAUCUAAUUUUGAUUUACUGGAGAAGGAUGUCGGCCUUGAUUUGUUCUUUCCACCUGAACUAAUUAAUAGAAUGAAGCCAAAGCAACUCAGGAAAUUGAUCCAGCAAACAUUCCAGCAGUAUUCAUCUCUGAAAGAGCAGCAGUGCAUUAUGAAGUUCUUUGAGACUUUUUCAGUUUUCUCUAAUUUUGAUGAGGAAGUUUUCCCAUGUGAGCUAGUGCAAGGUUGGCGUUUGGCUGUGGACCUUGUUAUUGGCCCCAAAGGCAUUUGCCAGCGCACCGACAAAAAUGCAGUGCCCAUCUGCCUAGCUACGUUCUCACAGGUUCAAAGCAUCAGAUGCUCCCUUCAGAAUGAUGGAAAGGCUCUGCUACAGGUGACCAUAAAGGAGGCCAUGCAGCCUUUGUCCAUCAACACAGUGUCCCUUUCGACUGCAGAGAACAUGGCUGACCUGAUAGAUGGUCAUUGUCGUUUAGAGAGUGGAAAGGAGACAUCUUUGUUGGUGAAAAUUCAUAAACAAAAAGAAUCUAGAAUUUCUCUACCUCCAGUUCCUAACAGUAUACCAAGCAUUUCUUCCUGCAGAACAAGCAUUGGUUCAGACAUAUACGCUGAGAUAUCAGAUGAAAAUCCACAAGCAAUAGCACACAGAUACAGCUUUAGUCGAGAUGAUGUUGUCCUCGGCCGGAUCCUGGGUGAAGGUUUCUUUGGUGAGGUUCACGAAGGAGUUUACAAAAGCAAGAUGGGUGAGCGGAUGGGUGUCGCGGUGAAGACGUGCAAGGAGUGCACAGCUGAUGUCAAAGAAAAGUUCAUGAGCGAAGCUGUGAUCAUGAAAAAACUUGACCAUCCUCAUAUUGUGAGACUAAUUGGGAUCAUCGAGGAGGAUCCAGUGUGGAUUGUAAUGGAACUGUACCAGCAUGGAGAGCUAGGAAUAUACCUGAUCGAGAACCAGUACAAACUGACCAAUGUUACCCUCAUCCUGUUCAGCCUGCAGAUCUGCAAAGCCCUGGCUUAUCUGGAGGGUGUUAAUAUGGUACAUAGAGAUAUAGCUGUCAGAAAUGUUUUGGUUGCUAAACCAGACUGUGUGAAGCUGGGUGACUUCGGCUUAUCCAGAUACAUAGAGGAAGAAGAAUACUACAAAGCCUCAGUGAGCCGACUGCCUAUCAAAUGGAUGGCUCCCGAGUCCAUCAAUUUCAGACGAUUUACAUCAGCUAGUGAUGUCUGGAUGUUUGCUGUGUGCAUGUGGGAGAUCAUGAGCUGGGCUCAGCAGCCUUUCUUCUGGCUGGAAAACAAGGAUGUUGUCAACCAACUGGAACAGGGCAUGCGACUGCCCAAGCCAGAGCUCUGCCCCCCCACCCUCUACUCCCUCAUGACCCGCUGCUGGGCCUAUAACCCCAGGGAGAGGCCGCGUUUCACUGAACUCGUGUGCAGCCUGAGUGAUAUUCACAGAAUGGAGCAGGAACUGCGAGUUGAACAGCAGAGGGACUGGGCAUGUGCUUCUAAGAUGGCCUUUGCCGAACCACCACCCAAGCCAUCAAGACAUAGAUCUACGAAGUUCAAUACUAUUGGGCCAGGGUGCAUUCAGGAGAGGGACUUUGUGUUGGAGCCAUCCAGUAAGGAGAACACACAGCACCUGUGGGAGCUGGAGAGGCAGCACAUGCAGGAGACUCUGAGGAGGCAGAAGCAGGAGAUGCUGGAGGAUAAUCAGUGGCUUGAGAAAGAGGAGAAACUGCUGGAUCCUGUGGUCCAAGAUGAUGCAAAAUUAAAACCAGUGCCAGACAUGGAGACAGGCUAUGCUCAAUUUCGAGCUCCCCCGGAGAAGCCUCCCAGACUAUCUGCGCAGCCAGCACCCACAGCUGAACUAGAUCGUACUGAGGAUAAGGUUUACCAGAAUGUGAUGGAGAUGGUCAAAGUGGUGAUGCAGCUCAAGAAUGAUGUCAACAUGCUACCACCGUCAGAGUAUGUUGGUGGGGUGAAGGCAGUAGGGUUGAGUCUGCGUGACCUGAUCCGCAGUGUGGACGAAGUCCUCCCAGACCUGCAUGAGUCUGUCAGAACUGAGAUUGAAGGCACCCAGAAGCUGCUGAACAAGGACCUGGCUGAGCUGAUCAGUAAGAUGAAGCUGGCCCAACAGAAUGCUAUCACGUCGCUGAAAGACGAAUGCAAGAAGCAGAUGUUAACAGCAGCUCACACACUGGCCAUGGACUCUAAAAACCUCCUGGAUGCUGUAGACCAGGCUCGAGUGCGAGCCAAUAUUGCCAAACCAAAAGCCAAUUGAUUCUGUAGUGAAGUAGGAGACCUGUGCUGCCGAAGUGCUGGUGCACGUACUGCUGUCACUGCAUAGAGGGGAGGAAAGGGAAAGCUUGCAAUUUUGGUCCAUGUUGUUUUUUUAGAUGGUGGUACAAUUUCAUCUUAUUUAUGUGUAUUGAUAGCAAUGAAAGCUGUGCUUUCUAUAAUGAAUGUUUGGAAUAUUGCUUUUUUCUGGAUCUUUUUUUUUUUUUUGCAAAUGCAAAAACUGUUUGUAAUAAUUUUCAGUCUUUUUCAUUUAGACCAAGAAAUAUCUUGCAUGUUUUAAUGUUUCCAUUUGACCUAUUGUUUCAGUUGUUGAAAGACAGAUGUCAGGUUUUUAGAAAUGUGUGGUAUUUCUGUUCUGCAGUUCUGAAAAUAAUUAAUAGAGUUUGAUUAAAUAAAAAAAACCCCCAAUA